UCAGCCGCCUUCUUACUUUCAUAAGGACUAUUGUUGUUGUUUUUUUUUGUUUUGUUUUGUUUUGUUUUUUUGUUGUUGUGGCUGUUUUUCUCUGAUCUGGCUCUGAGGAUUAUACGAUUUGUUUUUCACUUGAAGUCUUGGAGUAUCAUGAAAAGGAUUGGAAAACUUGGUGGCCGGUGCGUUAAUAAUUAGCUUUUAAACUAACUAAUCAGGAGCCAUUUUGUACAAAUCUUCUGACAGCUGCCUAGUUUAUGGACUGAAAGAGUGACAAAUUGUCUCUUUGUUCUCUGAUUGACUGACUGGCUAGGUGUUUAUUUACUGCAUGACUUCCUCACAGAUUAACUUGCUAUUUUUUUUCCCACAGAACACUGUCUGACCGUUUAUUUUAAUCAUUUACUAGGUCACCCUUUUUUUUAUUCAGGUGUCUUUCACCUGUGCGUCACCAAGAUGAUUCUUUUAUUCACAGACUUACUAUUUAGCUGAAUGGCUGGGAGUGGCAUCAUCAUCAUCCUCAGCCUUUGUGACUGUGUGGAUUUGCAUGAAUUGAUGAAGAAGAAAGGGGACUUGGUGUGAUAAUAAUAUAUACAUAUAUAUUAAAAAAAAACCUGCACUAAUAAGCAGCAGCAAAGGAGAAGCAAACCUGCUUAGGAUAAUAUUGGAUUAGGGAGCAAAAGGAGGGGGAGAUUCUCAGAAACAGACGAGUGACGAGAGGAGGCGUGGCAGCGGAGGGAAAGAGAGAGAGAGAGAGAGACCAGGAGAGGAGUGGAUGCGACCUACACCGUGAGAUGCUGUGCUGGCUGAGACAGGACGAGAUGUCGGUCCAGGAGCUGCUACAGAGGGUGCAGUGUGUCAUCACUCAUGUCGAUGAGAUCAUGCAGCAGGACAUCAGGCCCCUGCUGGCUGUGGACAUCAUAGAGCAGCUUCAUCGCCAGUUUGCCUUGCUUUCAGGAGGGCGAGGGAAAGAUGGCGCCCCCAUCAUCACUUUCCCAGAGUACUCAGGCUUCAGUGAAGUGCCAGAGGAAGACUUUCUGAAUGUAGUUACUUACCUGACCAGCAUCCCAAGCCUGGACGCUGCCAGUAUCGGCUUCAUUAUCAUCAUCGACCGGCGGAAGGACAAAUGGAGCUCAGUGAAGGCCUCUUUAUCCAGGAUCGCUGGAGCAUUUCCUGGAAAUCUUCAGCUGGUGCUGGUUCUGAGGCCCUCCAGGUUUUUCCAGAGGGCCAUAGCAGACAUCGGGAUCAAACUGCACAAGGAUGACUUUAAAAUGAAGAUUGUAAUGCUGAACUCCCUAUCUGACCUACAUGGCUACGUGGAUAAAGGCCAACUGACGCGGGAGCUAGGCGGGAACCUGGAGUACUGUCACAGUCAGUGGAUACACCAUAGAACUGCCAUAGAAAACUUUGCCGUGACAGUGAAAACCACAGCCCAGAUGUUACAGAAGUUUGGAACAGACCUGGCAGAGACGGAGCUUCCCAAUGACGUUCAGUGCACCAAAGACCUUCUAACAGUGCACACAGAAAAACACAAUAAUCUCAAGGAUGAACUGAAGCUAGCUCUGAGGCAGGGCACCACUUUGUUCGGUUGUAUCAAGGAGCAGGCAGCCAAGUCAGAGGACCAUGAACUUAACCCAGAUGAGAUGGAGAAUCAGACCACUGUGGAAAGGCUCCUAGCCCAGCUGGACGAGACAGAGAAUGCCUUUGAACAGUUCUGGUGUAAACACCAUCUGAAACUGGAGCAGUGCCUCCAGCUCCGCCACUUUGAACAGGACUUCAGAGAGGUCAAAGUUUCUCUUGAUAGUUUGAUUGACACGCUAAACGGCUUAUCAGAUACCGGGGACUGUGUGGCAAGAGUCGAACACCUGCUGAAGGAACUGAAAACACUGGAGGAGAAGGCUCAGCCAACACUAGUAAAGGCCCAGCUCCAUGCGCAGCAUGGCGACCAGCUGAUCCAGAGCAACCAUUACGCCGUGGACUCUAUUCGACCCAAAUGCGUGGAGCUCAGGCGGGUCUGUGAUGACUUCAGCAACGAGGCCAAGAAAAAGAGGGACGUCUUGUCGAAAUCCCUGCAGAUACACAUGGGUAUUGAUAAGGUUAACCAGUGGUGUGAAUCUGGCAUCUAUCUAUUGGCGUCCCAGGCUGUAGAUAAGUGUCAGUCUCAGGAAGGGGCAGAGUCAGCACUCACAGACAUUGAACGCUUUCUGGAGUCGGCCAAAGAAAACCAACUGACUGAACUGAGGAACCUCCACAACCAGUAUGAAGUUGUCCUCUCCGAAGAUAUCAAGGACAGUGUCCUGAAGGCGUUGAAGCGACUAGAGGAUGUCCAAGAGAUGUUCGAAAAGCGUCAUGUCAGUCUGAAGAGACUUUCAGCUAAACAGACGAGACCCAUUCAGCCUGUUGCCCCACGACCUGAGUCCUCUCCCAAACGCCCCCCACUGAAGAAUCCUCCAAGGACAACAGGCAGCCAGCAACCUCUGGCACGCAGGUCGUCCGAUAACUCUAACAGUGGCAAGCAGCCAGUUGAAACUGAUCUCAACAAGAAGAAGAACAUACGCAAGACCAAAGCAGGCAUCAAGAUUGAGGUGAUGCAUGAGGAAAGCCAAGGGGGCUCCACACAUGUUGUUGUGUCAAAUGAGACUGAGGAGAGUCUCUCCAACCGACGCAGGCACAUCAUGACUGAGCUAAUUGAGACAGAGAGGCUGUACGUGGAGGAACUGCAAAGCAUCAUGGAGGGUUAUUUUGAUGAGCUGAAUAAUUCAGAACUAAGCCACCUCAUCCCCCCGACGCUGGAGAACAAAAGAGAUGUACUGUUCGGCAACCUCCCAGAGAUUUAUGAUUUUCACAACAGGACGUUUCUAUUGGAGCUGGAAAACUGUGCCGAGAAACCAGAGUUGGUGGGAACCUGUUUUCUGAAAAGGAAAGAAGAGCUCCAGGUGUAUGAAAAGUACUGUCAGAAUAAACCUCGCUCUGAAGUCCUCUGGAGACAGUGUGGAGACAGCCUCUUCUUUCAGGAAUGCCAGAAGAAACUGGACCACAAACUGUCUCUGGAUGCUUACUUGCUGAAGCCAGUCCAGAGGAUCACCAAAUACCAACUCAUGCUUAAGGAGAUGUUAAAAUGCAGUAAAGGUCAGGGAAUGGCCGAGCUGGAGGAAGCUUUGGCCACCAUGCUGGACAUAAUCAAGUCUGUCAAUGACUCCAUGCACCAGAUAGCCAUCACUGGCUUUGAUGGAAACCUGAGUGAACUGGGGAAGCUGCUUAUGCAGGGAUCCUUUAAUGUGUGGACUGAUCACAAGAAAGGCCACAGCAAGGUGAAGGACCUGGCGAGGUUCAAGCCCAUGCAGAGGCACCUCUUCCUGUAUGACAAGAUACUGCUGUUUUGUAAGAAACGAGAGGAGACCACAGAUGGCCACGAGAAAACCCCAUCGUACAGCUUCAAACACUCGCUCAAGAUGAGUGCUGUGGGGAUCACAGAGAACGUGAAAGGCGACAGCAAAAAGUUUGAGGUUUGGUAUAACGGCAGAGAGGAAGUUUACAUCAUCCAGGCUCCAUCCAUGGACGUGAAAAAUAUGUGGGUGUCAGAGAUUCGCAAAGUUCUUACAGGCCAGCUGGAAGCAUGCAGAGAAGCUAGCCAGCUCAACAUCUACGGGGCCCCUAUGAGUAGGAACGUGCGUAAGAUGGCGCUGAAACAGUCUGAUUCAUCGAGUCCAGAGUCAGGCUUCAGGAGGACCAAGCCCAGUCCGAACAUGAGGCAGAAGAGAGUCGAUGCUUCAGCCAGCCAAUCAGGCCACUCGGCUGUUAAUGCUAGGAAGCACUUCACCUUGCAAGGACUUUCCAACAGGAGGUCUCUUCCGGCAGAACCCAAUGUUAAGGAGGCAGAGCCCCCCCGCCGCUUCUCCCUCACCUCCUCCCUUGCCUCCUCUUCCUCCUCCUUUGCCACGCGACGCACAAAAGGUACUCUUUCAGCUAGCAUAAAGAGCAAGAGACAUGAGAUAAAGAGCGAUCCUACUCCGUUUGGUUAUGAAGAUACUUUGCGCGGUGCUAUGGCAGCAGUUGGGAAACGUAAGAGCAUGACUGUCGGCACCACUCCCGGUGCUGGUGGCACCUCAGCCGUCCCUAGAUCCACCUCUCAACCAGGCUGGGCCCAGCGGCGUCUCCCCUCCAUGGACACAGAAGACUUUGAGACAAUUCCCUCCAGCGGAGAGGAGUCCUCCAACUCUUCAGAGGACGAAGGCAACAAUAAGAAUGGAGACAGCAGCCGUUUCCGGGUGCAGCUGACUUACGAGUCUCGAGAUGCGAAGAACCUCUCUCUGGAGACCGGUGACCUGGUCCAGUUCCUGGAGGAAGCGGAGAAUGGGAACUGGCUAGUCAAGAACCUUUUAACAGAGGAGUCAGGGCUGGUCCCUCCCAGUAUACUGCAAACAGCAUUUGAAGGAGAUAUUUUCAGUGAUCUGUGUACAGCAGCGCUCUCUGACUCUGAUGAAAAUGGAGCCAGUACGUGGGGAGAUGUAUCUCAGGACAGCAAAUAAACAUGGAUGACUACUGUAGUCUAUUACAUUUGACUACGAUCUUUGUUGGACCACGGACGCUGCUGAUAGCUGGAACUAUCGAGUUUUUUGUCUGUAAUUUCCUAUCGACUUCACAUAUGGCCUGCAGUUGUAUUUCAACAGUACUAUUUCACAGUCAGGUUUCACUGAAGUUUCACAGUGAAGCCCCUGGAAAAAGCUGGAACCUUACCAUGCCUGAAUGCCACAGGGGGAAAGCCAUAUCCGAUUUUUAAUUCAAGGACGUAGCGGCUGUUAGAUGUGGAAACUGAUCUAUACAUCCAAAGUCGAGUGAAAGCGACAUCAUGUACUGUAAAAAAAAAAAAAAAAAAAAAAUUAAAAAAUGCUGGAUACCUGAGAAUUCACACCCCUUGAUCCUGAUCUGGAUAACCCUAGGGAAAAAUGGUAAUUUCCAUGUACUGACUGUAAGCAGACCUUGGCAUGGUGCCCAGUUUUGCUGCUACCCUGCUCUGAAGUAGAACUCUUCUGUUUUAGCUGUUUCUGGUUCAACCUACAGACAAAUUGUAGCAGCCGUAGCCUCCAGGAGAACCUCAAAAAUGGCUUGUCUCUUUUGUUUUUCAUCCUCAUAGAGCACCCUCGUAAUAUGCAGUCAUCUCUUAAAUGAUUCCAAACCCUUUUUUGCACACACGUUUUGCACACUUUGUUUCGUAUUAUUUUUGCUGACCUGUCAUCAUUCAUUAGUUGUUCACUUCAAGUUCCCCUUCUCUCUGCUGCUAAGAAGCGCAUCGAUAGCAUGAUGCUUCCACCGCCGUGUUUCGCUGGUUAAAUGGAGUCCUGCUUAAAUAGUCCAACACGCCUCUUUUCUCAACUGUUGGACUCUCAAACACCUUGGAUCUGAUUAUAUUUAGUCAGGCUUUGUGAUACAAUCAAUAAGAUCCAUAAAACAGAUCCAUACAAUGAGUGGAACUGCAGUUCUGGUGAUGUGUGAGCAACCCGUUCACACUACACUUGACUCACUGUUCAUGUAAAAUGGAUUUAUCGGUUUAAAUUUAAGUAAAGUUUGCUAUAUCAGAGGAAAAUGGAACUCUAAGAGAAUGUCCUUUAUAGGGUAAUAAUAGCUAAAUUACUUUCUAGCGGAUAAUAUGCGUGAGAAAUAAAUCAGUUGCAGUCUGUUAUCCAUUUUGUUCUUUAUACAUUCACAGUAAAUAGUGCGCAAAGGAAGCCAAAUGCCUUUUGAUGGAAAUUAGGCAUCACUGCAGAACAUCUCUUCUUUAGAUGGAUGCGGCGCUGGCGUGAAUCAUGUUUCAGAAAGCAAAUUCAUCACUGUGACAUGUUAUGCUGCGUGUCACAGAGAUAAACUCAGACAGACUCAUUUCUACAUAAUGGGAUUUCACUUCCAAGCUUGUUGAGAACAUUUCACACUUUGAUUCUCUUCAUGCCAGCUGCUAUCUAUAGACGGGACGUAUUCAAUCAUCCUGUUUCUGCAAUAACUAGAAAAAGAUCUUGUCCAAACAAGCCGAUCCCAGAUAGGAGUUUCUACGCCGAGGGUGAUAUUUUUGAGAACACUCUUUUUAAAUGGAUGUUAGUCAGAAUAUUGUAUUUAUUCAUCCUGGCACAUCUCUUCCUGCUGUGUUGUUUUAUUUCUUUUAAAAUCUCUAUAUUAACAGAGAACUGUUUAAUUGUGCACCUGAUCAGAAAACCGUUUAGAAAACACUGAUUUGGGUUUCCAUUGUUGAAGUCCAUUGAAAGAUUUGAGCGUUUGGUUUUUCUACUGAAUCCAAGCAGGAGUUUUGCUUUGCAACACGUUAUUGGAUUCAUGAGUCUUGAAGUCCUUGCUUAAAGCACUUACAUAAAUUUUUUGUGUAUUUUUUUUCAUAUUAUUGAGAAAUUUAUAUUCCUUUGCAAUUUGCCAGUGUUAUGACUUUAUGUCUGCUAAGAUGGAAAGCAUUUCUUAAAUAGAUGCCGGUCGUUUCAUUUUUUUUUUUCUAUAAAUAAACGACAGUAUGUUGUGGGGAGAAGUCAGGGAACUGUUAGGCUUUUUGCUGCAUGUGAUUUUUCAGGGAAAUAACUUGUUUUUUUUUUGUUUUUUUUAGUAAAUGGCACCUGUUUCUUAACAUCAACUGUCGGUGCGUAGGGGUUUAUUCCAGUGCGGAAAUAGCCGGUCUGUUCACUGAAUACAAAACAUGGGGACAUCCAGGAAGACGUAUUGUUAAAUGUAAAUAAACAUCAGUGUUAUGCUAAUAUGCCGCAACUUUUCGAGAGGUGCAUUUUCACUAUGGCUGCUGUAUUGCUGUAAACUAUUCACCCUCGCAGGCUUUUUCAGCACUACACGUUGUAUUUCUACUGAUAAAAUGAAUUCUAUAGACGAGUCACUGAGAAAGCGGCGCUGUAUCUACAGAUGCAUGUCUUAUUUUAUUAGCCUGUAGACUAUAACUUAUUUGAAAUGUAAAAAAGAAACCAAAAAUAUAUCAAAAAGUAUUCAUCGGAAAUAAUCCGCGUUACGACACAAUUACUAAAUGGAAGGAUGGAUGGAUGUGUGGAUGGAUGGACUGAAUUGAAAGUCAAUGAGAGGGCUGGUGUGUGGAUGAACGGAUGCUCAGGCGGACUGGUGGGUUUUGAAUAGGUGGUUUAUUGAAUGGCUAUGAUGAGAUCAGAUGGGUUACCAUUUGCAACAGACUCAAAUUAAGGGUAACAUGCACUCUGACUGUAAGGAAAUACACUCCUCCUGAACAUGUAUAUUUUGUUCAUCCUAUGUUAAAUGAAAAAUACUGUAUCUUUUGAAUGGAAAUAUUAUUUGUACUUCGUCAAGCCGCAAUUGAAAUGCCAUUUAAUUAACCAUAUUAUAGAAUGUAUCAAGUCUGUAUAUUGCAUCUGUUAUUGUAAUGUACAUAUUCAGUCAGUGUGAUAAUGUUUUUUUUAUCAUUAUAAAAUAAAUCAUUAUUCUUAAA
Molecule: messenger RNA, 7444 nt
Organism: Mugil cephalus (flathead mullet)
Lineage: Eukaryota; Metazoa; Chordata; Actinopteri; Mugiliformes; Mugilidae
Gene: mcf2l2
Product: MCF.2 cell line derived transforming sequence-like 2
Exons: 35
Coding region: 786-4520 (1244 amino acids)
Biological process (GO): intracellular signal transduction
Cellular component (GO): cytoplasm
Molecular function (GO): protein binding; guanyl-nucleotide exchange factor activity
Source: RefSeq, a predicted model, not a curated record